AUGGCACCCCCGCGUGGGGCAACCCUUCGUGCCGAUCUACUUCUGCGAGAGAUGCUUUACCACGUUUCGCCGUCCCACCGGGAGGAAGCGGACGAGACGUACGUGUGUCGCGGUGCAGCAUAUAUCCCCAACCUGGCUGGAGCUGCGAGUCGGGUCUGCGCACAGUGCUUUGAUGCUGCCCUGACUCGGGUGCUCUUUGGGGACUCUCUGCGUCUUCCCAUCCUCCCGUUCCAAGUUCUUCCCACCUCCUUGACUUUGGACAAGGAGAAACCAUCGUCGUUCACGUGUGAUAAUCUCCUUCUCCCCGAGACGGUGGCGUGUACUGGAUAUGGGCCGUUACACGUUCUCUCUGCCCCGGGAUGCGACCGGGAAUGGCCCAGGCUCCAAUUCUGUGCGCGGAAGGCCCGCCGUCUGGUGUAUUCCCAGAUACCCAUCCGUGCGGGGCGUGGCCCAUCUUCCCCCCCCAUCGUCUCUUCGUUUCGUACUUUGGGAUCACUUUCGAGUCCCCUGGUCUAUCGUGUGUGCUACUUCAGAGAUGCUCGGGAGGUCCGCCGUCUGGGUCCGUCGCUCUUUGUGGCUGCCCGACUUCCAAACCGUGUUCGAAUUGGCUCUUCAGUGUAUUCCCACUGCGCGCGUGGGCGCGUCCUCCCUGCCAUCGUCUCCGUUUCGUACUUCGGAAUCAUCGAGUGCAAAUCUAUUUUAUACAAUCAUCUGCUGACGGAAACAGCUACUGUCUCACUCCCGCUGUUUGCGCCCACAUACUGCAAGCACGCUCAUCAGGUCUAUGUGGAUUUCAAUAUCUGGGCUGCUUCUGUUAUCGGAUGA
This is a messenger RNA of Fibroporia radiculosa, 825 nucleotides long. RefSeq lists its product as uncharacterized. The record is from RefSeq and is a predicted model, not a curated record. NCBI's taxonomy places the organism in Eukaryota, Fungi, Basidiomycota, Agaricomycetes, Polyporales, Fibroporiaceae. The coding region runs from base 1 to 825 and encodes 274 amino acids. The transcript is spliced from 2 exons.